AGUUCCCGUUGUGGAGUAAAGAGAUAUCCAAACCAAUGGCCCGCCGUCUCUAAUUCCAGCUCUAAUUCCGGUCAUCUGAUGCUCGAUCUGGACAGAUUCUGUCUCAGAACUCUGACCUUUCGCUUGAAUUUAGAGUUUUUAAUUUUUGCGCUAUACGCGAUAGAUGGAAUUAUUCCACGCCUUCUUUGCCAAGUGGUGGUGCUUGAUAUUGGAAGGAGGCGGGAAACCACCAACUCUGGCGCCGAUGAGCGGCGUGGGCUCACUGCAGGUGCGCCGCCACAGGGAGGCGGUCGGAGUGUCAUGGCAGCGGCGUUGUCCAACAGCACGUUUUCUAGCCUGAGCGAAAGCGAGCGGGAGGAGAACAACGACCAGAUGGCGUCGAGCUCGCUGACGGCGGUGGCGACGGGUCCGCGGGAAGGAAGAAGCUCCGUCUGUCCAAGUACCAUCAUCGAUGCAGGAAGUAAGUUAUCUCCAG
Molecule: messenger RNA, 475 nt
Organism: Striga hermonthica
Lineage: Eukaryota; Viridiplantae; Streptophyta; Magnoliopsida; Lamiales; Orobanchaceae
Source: the annotation of a GenBank genome assembly